AUGCCAUUUGGAACACAUGUGGUUCAAUACAAUGCUACUGACCCAUCUGGAAACACUGAUAUCUGUCAGUUUACUGUUAAAGUAAAUGAAAUGCCAAGAGCACAAUGUGAAAGCCCGCCCCAAGUUCUACACGGAAUAGUCUCAUGCCAAGACAGAGAGACUUUAACAUGUGGCAUCGACUAUUGCUAUUCAGGAUACAUACAGACAAAUAAUCAGAGUUACACUUGCCAGAAAGGAGAAUGGACACCAAAGUUCUCUUCUGAAUUUCAAACAUCUAGCUGUUUCAAGCCAGAACCUACUAAAUUAGACAGAAACUACACAUUCAGUUUUACGUGUCCUAAACUUAAGUUUAGUCCACUGGACCUAAGGGACUGUAUACGGCAAUCAGGGCUUUGUCCAUCAGGGGAUAUUUUACUGUGUGACAAGCCUUUUCAGAGAAUUGAGGGAAAACAUCUCUCAGCUGAAGAUCUUCAGAUAUGGACAACAUUGGAGGGAAUACUACCGUAUCAGGCAAAUAAAAAUGAGCUCAUUACAAGAAUGGAUGUCCAUGGGAUUUCUAUAGCCAACUAUUUUACUAAUGGAACAUUUAAAGACGUUUGCCACCAACUUAAAUGCCAGUUUGAAAAAAUUAAAGCUGAUCCAAUACGAGAGAUUUGUGGUAUUGGGACAGUUGAAUACUUAAUGGAAGGAAGAAAAACGUGCAGGAAAUGUGGUCCAGGUUGGUAUUACGACAAUGGCGAUUGUGUCCAGUGCUCUGAAGGUUUUUAUCAGGACCAGUUUGGACAACAAACGUGUGAAAAAUGUCCUGAAGGAACUACAUCAGUGAUAGGAACUUUGAUAAAAUCAGAAUGUUAUAUAGAAGUGAUUGUGGAAAAGCAGGCAUCCUCUUCUUCCUUCAACACAUUGGCUCUGAUAGGGAUAGCCAUAUCUGGUUUAUUGUUGUUGGUCUUUGUUAUUUUGGUUGUAUUGGUCAAUAAAUGGAGAAUGUCUGCGAACAAAAAGAAUUCAGAUGAUAAUACAAGAAGAAAUCAAGACUCUCACACUGGUUGUAGCGAACCACAAUCUGAAGUCUAUGAUGAAAUAAAGGAUGAUGCGGUGCUUGAGGGAUAUGUAAUAUACAAGCCAGGUGAUACAAUAUCAUGUGGUGUUUAUGAAACUCUACCAGGAAGAGAGCGUGUCGAAAACCCUUACACGAGAAUAAGUUGGAGAAAUUACUGAUUUGUAAGGAGAAUUGGAAAAAUUACUGAUUCGUAAUAAACAACUGAGAUCAUUAAAUUUGCAUUGUAGUUAAAAAAUCAAAACAUAUAUAUGUACAUGUACAUUGUGUAAGUUAAGUACCGGUGAUUCUCAUUUCCCCGUUCUAUAUAAUU
Messenger RNA from Saccostrea cuccullata (small rock oyster), 1370 nucleotides. RefSeq lists its product as uncharacterized. The record is from RefSeq and is a predicted model, not a curated record. NCBI's taxonomy places the organism in Eukaryota, Metazoa, Mollusca, Bivalvia, Ostreida, Ostreidae. The transcript has 7 exons. Bases 1 to 1218 code for a protein of 405 amino acids.